Sphaeramia orbicularis (orbiculate cardinalfish) is the source of this 3018-nucleotide messenger RNA. It is a transcript of the gene c12h2orf42, whose product is annotated as chromosome 12 C2orf42 homolog. The transcript is spliced from 9 exons. The record is from RefSeq and is a predicted model, not a curated record. Lineage: Eukaryota; Metazoa; Chordata; Actinopteri; Kurtiformes; Apogonidae. The coding region runs from base 237 to 2297 and encodes 686 amino acids. Gene Ontology annotation, cellular component: nucleus.
AACCCGCCAAAAAGUACACACAGAUACACGAACUACAACUCCCACACUUCCGUAGUCGUAAAGACACCGCCCCUUUUACUCACAUGACCAUGAUGAACCAAUGGAGAGUGUCGUUACAGGCGCAAUGCGGUUGUUGGGAUGUAAGGAGGAAUGGCGACGGUCGAGACGAUUUGGAGGCCAGGGUAGAAUUGAAUUGGACCAAACAGAAGCAGCUCACAGAUUUUACUCCCAGCUGAAUGCUUUGUCCCGAAAUGGAAACUGAAGUGACAGUGUCCUCCUCAUCCAGAGUGGUCCCAUCCUCCACUCCACAGACUGCAGCCACCCCUGCCAACUUGGCAGCAAAACAGAGGGACAGCAGAAAGACGACCCCUGCCUUUCUGUCGAACCUGGGGAAGGCCACACUGCGUGGCAUUCGCAAGUGCCCUCAGUGUGGCGUCUAUAAUGGCACUCGUGGGCUCAGCUGCAAGAAUAAAGCCUGUGGGAUUUCCCUCAGGAAUGCAUCAGCAGGGGGCAGAAGCAACAAGAAGGGGGCAGUGGAGGUGGUGAAAGUCAUAAUAGAUAGUGAGGACAGAGCAGGGAAAGAGCGUGAGGAAGGGGGUGUCAUGGGAGGUAGUGCAAGUGGGGGUGCACAGGUGUUUUCAGUGUGUCACAAAGGAAGAGGAGCCACAGCUACACAGUUGGGUUUUGUUGAACUUGUCCCCACUGAUACUGCAAUAGCAACUGGUGACGGAGCCACACUGCUCACCAGGAUCAACCUGGGCCGCUGUUUUUUGCCCUCUUGCAGACAGGGUCAAAGGUCAAAUCAAGGCCAGGCAGAAUCAGCAGGGGCUAACUCUAAACAGUCCACUGACAGUCUCUGUGUCCACAUUAAGCAAGCCAUCGAGUGUCAGAGCUGUGCAACCCCAUUGACCUUAAAGAGCUCUGUCCUGGAGGGUUUACAGGUCUCCAUUCAAGACAGGGAGGAGCUGUGGAGGCUGGCCACGGAGUCCCCGGGGCCUCUGGUGCAACGUGUCGCUAAAGACACGCUGGUGGUGAAGUGCCAUACAGAUUCACACCAUCCUCUGGGUCUGCUGCACCUCACUGUUGGUGCAAGUGGGCUAUCUGAGGUUUCGAAAAGUGAGAGAAAGAGCAGGGAACCACAGCAGAGUGCUCUCUUUCACUGUGCCUGCCAGGCCAGCAACAAAAGAUCUAAACCAGGCGUUGAUGGGGCAGGUGUGUCCACCAACUCUCAGCCUCCAUCAGGCUCGGUCACACCACAACCCUGCCUUCACUUCUACGCCUGUGUGUGUGCUUUUGCAAGCGAUGAGAAACUGGCUUCUGAGUUUGCAGGUUUCAUCAACUACACCCCCAAUGGCGUGCAGCAGAAUGCUCCCUGUAUAGAUUGUCCCAGUGAGAAGUCUUUGCAGCCGGUCGAGCCUGUCAACUCUCAUCAUAAAACAAAGAGACUUCGCCCAGAUGAGUCUGUUUCCGCCCCCUCAGUGGCCUCUCCCUCUGGGGUGGUGAAAGACGGAGUGUCGGCCUCCGGCCUGAGGAAAGCUGGUCAGAGGAAAGCUCCUGGUGCCAGUGGGUCGAAGGCUCCAGGGAGUGUCCAGGUUGUGGAUGAACGUACCGUGAAUAUGAGCUUCCAUCACUGGCUGGCCAGUGUCACAGAGAGGAUCCACCAGGCAAUGCACUACCAGUUUAAUGGUAAACCGGAUCCUCUUGUGUACCACAUUCCUCAGGAGUUCUUCAAUGCACUGCAGCAUCGUUUGUCACUUGGUUCGAAGAAGAGGAGGCUGCCCAAUUUCACAACAGCGUUUGUAAGGAAUGAUGGACUCCCCCUUGGCUCUUUCUCUAAGUACACCUGGCACAUUACGAAUCCCAUGCAGGUCAAACGCAUCUUUGAUACUCCAGAGUUGUCUCUGGAGCUCACUCAGAGUUUUGUAAAAAAUGCAGACGGCUCCUAUUCGCGCUUUCACUGUCCUGAACCCCCCCUUGAACUGGAAGUACCAGAGGGAUGCAGGACCGAGCGGCCGCAGGCUAUACGGCCCAUGGAGCUCCGCACGUUUCUCAAAGUUGGUCCAGGCUCUGCAGACCAGAAAGACGCCAGUCCCUUUGUGAUCGAGUGGAUCCCAGACGUUCUCCCUCUGUCUCGAGUGGGAGAGCUCAGGAUUAGCUUCGAGUUUGGGCAUCAGCAGAGCGGUCAGCCGGACUACUGUGAGAAAAACAAUGCGGCUGACAAAGGAGGUCGUAACAAGCUGGAUUCUACCCAAAGCAAACGCACAGUGGCCCUUGAAAUCGUUCAGGUAGUUGUCUAGUGGCACUCAAGGCUCCUCAUUUUUAUACAGAAACCAGUAUUGAGAGCAGCAGCAAUCAAUUUUAUCUGCCUCUCUCAGAUGUUAUGAAACCCCAGAUUGAUGGACACAUACCAAAUAAAGAUUAGUAAAUGACAUGUAGAGCAACAAACCCUUUUAUCUGCUUUAUGUCAUGCUGAAAUAUGGAUAAUCAGUGGCUAUAUGAGUGUACAUUAUUGAUAAACAGGAUUUUUUUUAGCAUUAAAUCUCAGAAGAGCAUUUUAAUCCUUGCUUAUAGCUAAACGUUUGUGAAAAAAUGACGCUUAUUUUUGUAGCACAUAAUCAGCAAAUGCUACUUGACAUACAAUCAUUGACUUUUUGAGUAAACAAAACAAACUUAUACUCACCAAGUUGUCAAGGAGAACAUGUAUGAGUUUUAACUUGACUGAACAGCUACUGAAGGACCUUUUUUGUCAGAGAACAAUGAGAUGUUCCCUCUGUCCUGUAUUUUUGUUGAAUGGUCUUGUAUUCCUUUAUUGAAUUGUGUAUUUGCAGUACAAGUAUUCACCAGCAGGUGGAAGCACAGGUCUGUGUCAGAGUUGAACGCUAGCAGUGGAGGUGGAACAUAUAAGGACUAUGCAAACUGUCUUACUUUUAAGAUGAUCAGUGUGACCCACUCAUCAUUGUACUUUUUUCUGUGUUUGAAAAAGUACCAAUAUAGAUUAAAAAUUAGGUGUAUAGUUGA